This is a messenger RNA of Arachis ipaensis, 1808 nucleotides long. Its product is annotated as transcription repressor OFP14-like. Gene Ontology annotation, biological process: negative regulation of DNA-templated transcription. The record is from RefSeq and is a predicted model, not a curated record. Lineage: Eukaryota; Viridiplantae; Streptophyta; Magnoliopsida; Fabales; Fabaceae.
CCAUAGAAACGUCAAUUUUAUUUCUUUUAUAAACCACUGCACUCUCCAAAACCUUCACUAAAAUCAUAACCAAAUCAUGCCCAAGAAGAUUAAAAAAUCUCUCAAACAUUACAUAUCCAAGAUCAAGAACACUUCUCACCCACAAAUUCAUUUAGUACCCUCCAAGAAAUGGGUUCUCUCAAGUUGCAAGCAUCCAAGGACACCUUCUUUUGCCUUGGAAAACAAGAAAAAAGACACCAACAAAGAUGAAGAAGCGACCCUAGCAGAUGUGGAUCGCUUCCUCUUCGAAAAUUUCAAGUCACUUUACUUGAAAGACGACGAUGAAGAAGCUACCACUGCCACAACCGCCACAAAAAAUAAGGAGCAUAAUAAAUCUAAAAAGGUGGCGGAAGAAAAAAGCUAUGAUGAUGAACACAAAGGUAUAAAAGUAGGAUCUUCUCCUAUUUUUUAUGAUGACAUAAUUGAUCUAGGUGGAUCUAAUAGAUUCUUUAUGCCACGUGCACUCUCAGAGUCAUAUUCGUUUAGGAAUACGACUCUGAGAGGUGAUGACGAUGAAAUUAUAUCAAAUUCAACUUCAGUAUCAACACAUAAUAAUUCGUCACCAUCUUCACAAUUAUACCAUAGUGCAAAAACUUAUGUCCAAGGCCAUAAUCAUCACGAUCGUGAUUAUAGUGAACGUGAUCAUAGGCUUGUGGAUAACUGUGUGGCCGUGUUGGCAUCUUCGGAGAGCCCUUAUGAGGAUUUCAAGAAUUCCAUGCAAGGAAUGGUGGAUGCAAGGGUAAGGAACAACCAAAGGGUGGAUUGGGAUUUCAUGGAAGAGCUCUUGUUUUGUCAUAUAAAUUUGAAUGACAAGAAGUUACACAAGUUCAUACUAAGUGCUUUUGUGGAGUUGGUCACUGCCUUGCGCCAGCAGCCGGAGAAUAAUCCUCCGGCAACGGCUGGGAAGCCACGGAGCGUUCGAACGGUGAGAAGUGGAAAUUUGGAAGGGAGGUAAGGAAGAAGACCAAAGAGGUCAUGGUGGAAUUUUGGUCUGAUUAAGGUAAAUUUUUCAUGGUAAAAAAAAAUGACAAAACAGCAAAAGGUAUAAGAUUAUACGAGAAGAUUGAAUUCAAAGAAAAAAGUGUUGAGUAUUUUUCAUUUCUUUAGUUUUUAUGUAAUUUUUUUUCCAUUAUCGUAAUCAUAUGCAAAUAAGAUGGUUUAAAUUUUUAUGGCAAUCACCUAAUUAAAGAGAUUUAGCUAGCAUUGAAAAUUUGUAUUUAGGUGUAUUGCCAUAUUUAUGACAGUGGGAAUUUAUAUGUCAUUUCAAUUAGUCAACGCGAAUGGAUAUAUUCAAUAUCAACAAUGAUAAUUCAUCAUCAUUCAGAUUUUUUGUUAGGGAGACUAGCAUCUAUAUGACUAUAUCUCCUUUGUCUCUCUUUUGAGAUCACCAGAUAAAUUAACUAUUAAACAACUUCUAGUGGUUUGACUGAAAUAUUUCUUCAAUUUAGCUAAUAUUGUGUUGAUCUUAGAGACUAAACCAAAAAAUACCUAAAUAAUAAUAAUAAUAAUAAUUUAACAAAGCUAUGUCAAGGGAAAUAGGGCCAAAGAAGUUUCGCCAACGUUGUAAAACAACUACUCAAAAUUACAUUAAGAAUUCAGCUAUAAUAAUAAUAAAUAAAUUGACAGCAGCUACAAAAUUGGGAUAUUUAAACCGUUCUAUUUAAGAUUUUCCAUCUCUAUGAUCAAUUCCAACCCUAGGGUAUCUUCCCAUGAUCCCAAAGGGUGAAAGAAAAAAAAAAUUGGAUCCCUGUGCUCUAGAAAACUGUUAA